UGAAUUCUAGUCUUUUCUUCCUUUUUAAUCUGUUAUCUCUUGAGUGACCUCAACAGGAAACUUGCAGUCAACUGAUUUGAAUCGAGUGGAUGUGCUUCGAAGCUGGUAAUGAAAUUUCCUGAUAAUUCCUCCCAAGUUUUCAUUGGCUUCCAUUAUGUUAAUCAUCAUUUUAAUAUUCCACUAGCUUUUCCCUUCUGCGCGCUGAGUUUCCAGCUAGCAGAGAAUCGGAACCUGAAACCGAUUCCAGUGAGACCCAAGUAGUAUCUGUAUCUCCAUCAUCGAUCUUCUUCACAUGGAACUACCUUCAUCAUCUUCCUCCCCCAACCCUCAAACAGUUCCAUCAUCCUUUAAUUGGGAACAUGAUGUCUUCCUCAGUUUCAGGGGGGAGGACACCCGCAAUAGUUUCACAGACCAUUUAUACUAUGCUAUGAACCAGAGAGGGAUCGACGCAUUUAGAGAUACUGAAAAGCUUCGGAGGGGGAAAUCCAUUUCACCAGAACUCCAGAAAGCAAUCGAAGAGUCCAAGUUUGCGGUCACUGUUCUUUCAACCAACUAUGCUACUUCAACUUGGUGUCUGGAUGAACUUGCACAUAUUCUCGAUUGCAGGAAAGUGAGGGGACUGCAAGUUCUUCCGGUUUUUUAUCAUGUAGAACCAUCUGAGAUACGGAAGCAAACGGGAAACUACGGCAAGGCGUUUGCUGAGCAUGAGACAGAUUUCAAGGACGAUAUGAGAAAGGUGGACAAGUGGAGGAAAGCUUUAGAGGAUAUAGCCAGUCUCUCCGGAUGGCAUGUGACACAGGAUAGGAGAGAAUCAGAAGUUAUUCAAGAAGUAGUUAAUGAAAUUCUAAAUGCACUGAACGAAAUGUUAUCCGUUCCUGAAAGAGAGUUAGUUGGAAUGGAUGCUCGUAUAUUAGAAAUAGAGUCUCGCCUGGAUCUAGAGUCAAAUGAUGUUCUUACCGUAGGGAUUUGGGGAAUGGGGGGAAUCGGUAAGACAACUCUUGCUAAGGAAGUAUUCAAAAAGAUCUGUAACCAAUUUCAUCCUAGCGGCUUUGUCUCCCAAGUUAGAUUGCAAUCUGAAGUUGAAUUGCAGCGACGUCUCUGUGAAUCCUUUUUGGGGUAUGGCAAUAUAAAUAUAGAUACUGUUGAAAAAGGGAUCAAGUUACUGAAGAAGGCACUAUUUAAAAAAAAAGUGCUUAUUGUUCUAGACGAUGUUGAUAAUUUGAAACAAAUAGAAUGUCUAGCACCUGGAGGCCCACUUGGAGAGAAUAUUUGGGGUGGAGGGAGUCGACUGAUUAUAACAACUAGAGAUAGAAGCCCAUUGAGAGACUUUAAUGUACAAGAAAAUAAAAUAUAUGAGGUUGAAAAAUUGAGAGAUGAGGAAGCUUUUCAGCUGUUAUGUCAGAAAGCCUUCAAGAAAGACAAUCCCCCAGAGGAGUUUGUGGCGUUGUCCAAGAGUUUUCUGCAAUAUGCUAGUGGCCUUCCUUUAGCUCAUGAAGUUCUAGGGUCAUACUUGUCUAGACUAAAGGUAGAUGAAUGGUCAGAGAUAUUGCAUAGACUAGAUGAUGAUCAGGAUAAAGACAUUUUCAGUGUGCUUCAAAUAAGUUUUGAUGGAUUACAGGAUACAGAUAAGAAAAUAUUUUUGGACAUUGCAUGUUUCUUCAAUGGCGAGGAUCAUAUCCGUGUAAAGAAUAUAUUGAAAGGUUGUGGCUUUUCUUCCAGAAUUGGUAUAAGUAACCUCAUUGACAAAUCUCUGAUUAAAAUUGAAAGAAAUAAACUGUGGAUGCAUGAUUUACUACGGUGCUUGGGUUGGCAUAUUGUUCGUGGAGAAUCUUCUUUACCGGGUAAACGUAGCAGGUUGUGGCUUGAUGACAAUGCAUACAAGUACGAAGGCAGAAUGUCAUGGCGUUUUGAGGAUGUUCGCAACGUGCUGAUGGACAAUACGGGAACAACUACUGUUGAAGGCUUAUUCUUAAGCUCGCCUGAAAAAGAAGAAAUGCCAUUGGAUGAUGACCCGUUCUCAAGUAUGCGCAACUUACGAUUGCUGAAGAUUUAUAACGUGAACUUUCUGGAUGUGCACUUUAGUUAUGUCUCUAAAAAUUUACGACUUUUAGAAUGGCACAAAUGCCCUCUAGAAUCUCUGCCAUCUAAUUUUAAAUCGGACAAGCUGGUUGAAUUCAAGAUGCCUGACAGCCGCAUUAAGAAACUAUGGAAUGAAACGCUCUCUCUUAGAUUGCUACUACUCAUGGAUCUUUCCAACUGCCAAUAUUUAGCCACGACCCCGGACUUCAGUAAGGUUCCAAAUCUUGAGAGACUGAUCCUUGAAGGUUGUACUGAGUUAUCAAUAGUUCACCCAACAAUUGGGGAUCUCCAGCAACUGUUUUUUUUGAAUCUGAAAGGUUGUGCAAGUCUGGAGAGCCUUCCUCACUCCAUCAGGUUGAGAUCUCUUCGAAUUUUUUUUCUUUCGGGAUGUUCAAAACUCGAACACUUUCCAGAGAUUGUGGGGAACAUGGAUGCUUUAUCAGAACUUUAUUUAGAUGGCACGGCUAUACGGGAGCUGCCUUUAUCAAUCCAGCAUUUGGAAGGCCUUGUUUUGCUAAAUCUUAGCGGCUGCAGGAACCUUCCGAGUCUUCCUAGUGUUCUUUGUAGUCAUUUGACAUCACUGAAGUUUCUCUAUCUGUCAUUGUGCUCAAGCAUGGAAAAACUGCCAGAAAACAUAGGCUACUUGAAACACUUGGAGGAGCUUGAUGCUUGUGAUACUGCUAUAAGAAAAGUUCCUGAUUCCAUUUCAGGUCUCAAGAAUCUAAAACUAUUGUGUUUCCAUGGAUGUUCUGGAUUCACAGGUUUAGAGUUGCCAAACAAGUUCUCAGGUUUAAGAUCUUUGACAACACUAAACCUAGGUGGAUGUAAUAUCGCAGAAGGAGCAAUCCCCCCUGACAUUGGUGAUUUAUUCUCACUGCAGAGUCUGGAUUUAAGUGAGAACAACUUUUUCACCAUACCUGAAAGCAUCUCUCAGCUUUCUGAGCUUACAGAAAUUUCUUUGUUUAAGUGUAGCAAACUACGGUCGUUGCCAAAGGAUCUUCCGUCAAGUCUAAGAAAUGUAAAUAUACGUGGUUGUCCUAUGCUGACAAAUUCUUCAUCUAGUUGGAGGAGAUAUCCGCCUCUAAAGGGUUUGAGUAUCAUAAACUGUCAAAAACCAGAGGAGGAUGACAUCUUUCCUGAACUCCAUAAGUUUCGUUUGGGAAAUCUGGAAGAACUCGAUCUUUCCUACUGCCAACACUUGAAGAAGAUCCCUGACUUGAAUGGGGUUCCACAUCUUAAGAAAUUGAACCUUGAAGGUUGUGAAAAAUUAUCAGAGAUUCACCCAACAAUUGGGCGUCUCCAACAUCUGAUUUUUUUGAAUUUGAGAGGAUGUGUAGAUCUAGAGAGCCUUCCCUGCUAUAUUAGCCUGAAAUCUCUUAAAAUUCUUAUUCUCUCGGGAUGUUCAAAACUUAAAGAGUUUCCAGACAUUAAGGGAAAUAUGGAGAAUUUUUCUCAACUGCAUUUAGAUGGGACGGCGUUAAAGUAUCUGCCAAUACCGAUGAAGCAUUUGAAAUACCCUAUUUCGAUAAACCUAAGAGGCUGCAGGUACCUUUUGAGUGUUCCAGUCCUAUUAAGUCUGAAAUCGCUCAAUCUGUCGGGCUGCCCACGUAUAUCCAGAUUGCCACCCAAUCUGGGAACCAUGGCACAUUUGGAGGAGCUUGAUGCCUCUGAAACUAUUAUAACAGAAUUACCCCCGUCCUUUUCAUUUCUGGGGAAGCUUAAAGUGUUAUCUUUCUGUGGAUGUAAAGGUUUGCAGUUGCCUAACUGGUUCGUGGACUUAAACUUUUUGACAUCAUUAAAUCUACGGAGGUGUGGUCUAGCAGAAGAAGUCUUUGAUAGCCUCUACGGCUUGUCCUCUUUGCAGAUUUUGGAUCUCAGUGCAAACAAUAUUUUGAUCAUACCUAAUGAAAUCGGUCGCUUAUCCUCUUUGCAGAUUUUGGAUCUCAGUGCAAACAAUAUUUUGAUCAUACCUAAUGAAAUCGGUCGCUUAUCCUCUUUGCAGCGAUUGCAUUUGAGUGGGAACAAAUUUGUGAGUAUACCAAAUGAAAUUGGUGACUUGUCCUCUUUGCAGCUUUUAGAUUUGAGUGACAACAACUUCAUGAGUAUACCUAAGAGCAUCUCUCAUCUUUCUAAGCUUACAGAACUCCGCCUGUUUAGAUGUAGUAAGCUACAGUCCUUGCCAAAUAAUCUUCCCUUCAAUCUAAAACAUGUUUAUGCACAAGAAUGUCCUAUGUUGAAGUAUAAUGCAGAUACUUUGACAAUACGGGCAUCCGGAAAAGGGUUCUGUUUCAUGCAUUGCAGAAAAUCUGAGCAGGAUGAUGAUCAGCCAAGCCACGUCCCAGUUCCAGUUCCUGAAGACAGUAUCGAACUACUCUUUCCUAUAUACAUUGAGGACCGAGUGUAUGGUAAAAAGCCAUUUGAAAUUCGUUUUCCACACGGUACUAGAAUUCCCAAUCUGUGGAGUCAUUGGAGGAGUGGCCCUUCUGUGACAAUCCCACUAUCUGAUGGUAACAGUGCGUGUAUGGGACUUGCUCUGUUUGUUGUUUUUGAAAUCCUUGAGAAAGGCAAUUUCAACAAGAUUUGGGAAUGGGAGGACACUAUUUGUGAAUUUCUGACCGAUGUUGGGCCUGAAAAUUCCCUAGUUUUUCAGAAAUUCAUAGACUUCAUGGCUGGGUCAUAUGCACUUUGUUGCUAUGAACCGCGAGGCGGGCAAUUGAGUGGGAUAUUCGAUAAACCAAGCUCACGACUUCGAGCUUCAGUUUCAACGAAGAGACCGAAUUUAAAAGUGAGAGGUUGUGGGAUACAUCUAAUAUCAGAAGAAAACGCUGCAGAGUUUGUAAAAAGUUUAGCCAAUCAGACUCCUACUCAACACAUUGAUUCCAAUUUUGAUCGACAUUGCAAGUACAUAUUAAAUGAGGAGACAAUAACUGCUGACCUGAAGGAACUGGAAUCUACUUCAACUUUCAAUGAAGAUAGCUACAGCAAAAGUGACUCUAAAAUCAAACUCAGAGGACAGCUGUCAAUACUCUAUGUGGGACGCAAUGGACGUGAGAAGAGUUUUCAUCUUUGUGUUCCUGCUCUGGUAGUUUCAAUUCCACCCUGGUUCCUCAAUCAUGAUGCCGGGGAUGUAACACUUUGUGACAUUACUGAAAACUUGCUUGAUGAUCAGACAUGGGUAGGAUUAGAACUUUAUGUUAGAUUUACUCGGCGUGCAUCUGCUGUGAGAUAUGGUAAUAAUAGUUUCUUCUUUAACGUUGAUUUCUGUGCUUAUGAUCAUGGAAGUAUAGUGAUGCAUCAAUCCCUCGAGAUUAAUAGUUGUCUUGGGACCUCAGAUCAACUUGUUGUAUUAAAUGUACCACGCAUUCAUUUUCAACAACACUUGAAUCAAUGUAAGAGUAUUAGCGCGUUGUUCAGAACCAUUAACCCUGAAAUGGAGGUCCAAUUGUGUGGGAGCCGUUUAGCCUUCGAGCACGAUCUUGAAGACUUGACCAAAUCAUUAACUGAGGUUGCAGGCAUGUUUGGGAAACAUGUCCGCACUCAGAUUUGCUCCCUAGGCCAGCGCAAUGCAGUGGAAGCAGAAAUGCCCAUCAAUUGCUGUUCCUGGUUCCGAAGAAGUGCUGCACUAGUACUACCAAAACAAGCUCCUGCUCCUUCUUCCUCAAUAGUGCAGCUGCAAAAUCAUAGAUGCUAUAUCCAGCAACAGCAAGGUUUUGUGGAGUCUGACCUCCUUACCCAAUUGGUCUACAUGAGAUCAGUAAUGUUACUCCACUCCAGAGGUCUUCUUUUCGAAAGCAAGGAUAGAAACCAAGAAAUCGUUGCAGAAGAAGAUAGGACAUUGUUGUUGCCUCGUCAUCAUGUACGUAUAAUGGCUGAGACUCAACUUCACGGAAGCUAUAGUUCAGAACAGUGGAAGAGAUGCCUCAGGUUGUUGCUUCAACAGUCCAAGGUGGCUACUCUCAGUCUUGGUGGACAUGCAAUUUCUGCUUUCAAGAAUUUCGACCCGUCCUCCGCAUACAAUCUUAUUUGUCUCUCUGACAAGGAAAUUCCAGUGUGGUUCGAAUAUGGGAUGUCUUCUAGUUCCAGGGUGGGAAUCAGACUACCACUAAAUUUGCAUGAUGUUGACAGUUGGCGGGGACUUGCUAUAUGUGUUGCCUUUGAAGUUAAUGACGAGGGUGCAAUGGCCUCCCUGGUCAAUCUUCUCUGUCACUUGAGAGCCAAUAAGGACAACUAUUGCUUGAAUCCUAUGCCCAUGUGUUCCAUCUCUAGAAAGAAACUCAAGUCGUUGCAUCUUCGCAGAUUCAUUUGGCUGACCUACAUACCCCGUGUUCUUUUGACAGAGUUAAAUGUGGUUAAUGAUGUUGAGGCUAGAAUUUACGUUAGUUCCCCAGGCUUGAGAGUAGACAGUUGCGGUAUCCGUCUCUUGUAUGGGCAUGAAGAGAGGGAAUUUAACAGUCUAGUAACGGAGAGCUGGACGUCUUUCUUUGAUGAUUUGCCUCUCAUUCGUCGACUGGUAGAAGCAGAUGAUGAAAAUGUUCAGCCAUGGACAAGGCAUGAAUUUCCGAUGCUUGAAGGGAAUAUCAAGGUGUUUGAUUCGGAUUUAAUAUAUAAUGCAAUUUCCCCUUCUAUUGAGAUUCCGGAGUGGUUCGGGCAUCACGCUGGGGACAUCCUCUCCGUCGACAGGUGUAAAUUCCAGUUACCAUCUUUGAGUGCCAACAACUGGAUAGGAUUGGCUAUCUGUGCAACAUUUUUUAUUUUUGAUCGUGAAAAAAUCUUUGAGCCACUUCAUUUCGAAAUUAAGUUGGAAACCAAAAAUAAUCGUUUGUCAUCUCCCCAUCGGUAUCAAAUGACCAAUGAAGAUUUUAGUUUCGCUUCUCAUCAACUGCGGCCUGGGAGAUUCAUUUGGCUCUCCUACAUACCACGACGCUGGUUUCUACAUCAGUUAAAUGGUGAGUCUGUCCUCAUUGCUUCACCUAUUAGCAGUACUCCGUCGUCGCUGCUCUUGGCCCGUCACCGUUUUGUGUAUGCGCAUGACGUGGAGGAAUUUAAGCAGCUCUGUUUCGAUCUUCAUCGACCCCCUGCCCAACAGUAAAAAGAUCAGGAAUAUGGGAUUUUAUUUCUUGUUUUGUACCUUCAAUUAACUUGUCAAGACAUGGAUUUUUUUAGUUUUUUUGGUCAAUAAGAAAGACAUGGAUUGAAUCUGUGAUAAAUUGUAAGCAGAGACAGAAAUUUUCAGUUGGAAUGACGCUCUAAGCGUCCGAAUUUUCUC
This is a messenger RNA of Rosa rugosa (rugosa rose), 7345 nucleotides long. RefSeq lists its product as uncharacterized. The record is from RefSeq and is a predicted model, not a curated record. NCBI's taxonomy places the organism in Eukaryota, Viridiplantae, Streptophyta, Magnoliopsida, Rosales, Rosaceae. The transcript has 9 exons. Gene Ontology annotation, biological process: defense response; signal transduction. Gene Ontology annotation, molecular function: protein binding; ADP binding. Bases 293 to 7168 code for a protein of 2291 amino acids.